AUGCGGUGCCGACUCGGAGCCGUUGCCACCGAUUCAGCAGAUCGUAACCGCCGGCGAAACGACAGCAUUGGUUCUAAUUCGCAGCCUGGGUAUUCUGUAAACAACAAGGAAAAACCUGUUCAGUUGAACGGGCCGGGGGGAGAAAUCCCAGCGUCCGCGGCGACAGACACGAAUGGUCCAUUGUCGAGCGGCAAUGAGGAAGACGCCGAGUUGCAGCGACAGGUGAAUGAGCUAAUAAAGAGGUAUGCUACAGUGGAGCGGGUUCGACGGGAGUACGUGGCGCCGGAUAUAUUUGAUUACCUCGGCGAGCUGCGUGCUUUUAUCGAAUCUGAUGGAGCGCCUAAUAGCGGGUCAGCAGGAGCUUCAGGGGUCAAGGGGGUUCCUGGGUUGGGAAGUGAUAAUGACGGGGGGAUGGCGGACGCAGAGCAUCAGCAGGAGACAGGAAAAGCCCUGCCACGGCUGUUGUUUCUCCCGGGCGUGGAUGGGGUUGGCUACGGGCUCAAGCUGCAUCACAAGUCCCUGGGGCAGCUGUUUGAAGUCACGUGCCUGCACAUACCACUCUCUGAUCGGACCGACUUUCAAGGUCUACUCUCUCUCGUGGAAGCUGAGGUAUCACAAGAGCACGAGAAGUCACCCAGCCGGCCUCUCUUUCUUGUGGGAGAGUCGUUCGGUGCCCUCCUGGCUGCAGCAGUAGCGGCACGAAACCCCUCUCUUCCAAUCAGCCUCGUUCUCAUCAACUCAGCCACCAGCUUCCCCCGCUCCUCCCUCCAGCCCCUCAUUCCUCUGCUAAAGAGCGUCCCUCCAGAGGCCUACGCUGCUCUCCCUUUCCUCUUCAGCCUCGCCAUAGUCAACCCAAUCCGCAUAGCAUCUGGCGGUUUGCCACUGGACGCCUCUCCCUUGGAUCGUUUGGAGAAGCUAAGGGACAAUCUGCUCAGCCUGCUGCCCUCACUGCCUCUCCUGACAGAAUUGCUCCCUCAAGCCACGCUUGAGUGGAAGCUACAUCUGCUGGAAACAGGAUCUGCCUUCACAGAGCCUCUGCUUUCUUCCGUUCAUGCACCGACUCUUAUUAUUGCCGGUCCUCUGGUCACUGCAUUGCCGUAUGCUGUUGUCACUCCUAUUAUCCACUCCCUUGCUCCCUCUCUCUUCUUUUCGCAGGAGUGA
Molecule: messenger RNA, 1161 nt
Organism: Closterium sp. Yama58-4
Lineage: Eukaryota; Viridiplantae; Streptophyta; Zygnematophyceae; Desmidiales; Closteriaceae
Source: the annotation of a GenBank genome assembly